This is a messenger RNA of Malus domestica (apple), 2262 nucleotides long. Lineage: Eukaryota; Viridiplantae; Streptophyta; Magnoliopsida; Rosales; Rosaceae. The record is from RefSeq and is a predicted model, not a curated record.
AUGGCGUGUUUACGAAUCCGUAAUCGGAAUGAAAAUAAGGAGUCUGGUUCCGAUUACGGAUCACUCUUCUGUUUACUGAAAUUGAGAGGAAUCAAUAGUGAUUUCUUGGAAGAUUUGUGGGGCCGAAUACAAGUUUUAUCUAGCAAUGGAUGGAAACUUGAUAGUGUUCCUAGACCUCACCUAUCAUUUGAAGCACAGCUAGUUGCAGGAAAGUCUCACGAGUUUGGACCCAUCAGCUGUCCUGACCAACCUGCUAUGCCUUCAACAAUGUCUAAUAUAACUUAUGGUAAACAAAAGCAUGAUGCAGAGUUUAUCUAUCCACAAAGGAUACGAAGGCUGAAUAUAUUUCCUGAAAGCAAAACUGAGGAUGUGCAACCCAUGGAUCGCUUCAUCGUGGAAGAGUAUCUGCUAGAUGUGCUAUUUUACUUAAAUGGCUGUCGAAAAGAAUGCGCUUCAUAUAUGGCUGGCCUACCUGUGCCCUUUAGAUAUGAGUAUCUUAUGGCAGAGACAAUUUUCUCCCAGUUGCUUAUGCUACCACAACCCCCUUUCAGGCCAAUAUAUUACACACUAGUUAUUAUCGACCUCUGUAAGGCUCUUCCCGGAGCCUUUCCUGCAGUAGUUGCUGGUGCUGUACGAGCUCUUUUUGACAAAAUAGCUGAUUUAGAUAUGGAAUGUCAAACACGACUCAUCCUUUGGUUUUCACACCACUUAUCAAACUUUCAGUUCAUCUGGCCAUGGGAAGAGUGGGCUCAUGUCUUAGACCUUCCAAAAUGGGCCCCACAGCGUGUUUUUGUUCAGGAGGUGCUGGAGAGAGAAGUCCGUUUAUCUUACUGGGAUAAAGUGAAGCAGAGUAUUGAGCAUGCCCCUGGUCUAGAAGAGUUGCUUCCUCCCAAGGGAGCACCGAAUUUCAAAUUUAGCGUUGAAGAAACCAGCGAAGGAAAUGAGCUAAAUGCACUUUCUUCUGACCUCAGAAACAUGGUGAAAGCUAGGGCAUCUGCCCGUGAAAUGAUAGUAUGGAUAGAGGAAAGUGUGUUUCCUGUUCAUGGGAUGGAAGUUACCCUCAAUGUGGUUGUGCAAACUCUCCUUGACAUUGGAUCUAAAAGUUUCACUCAUUUGAUUACUGUAUUGGAGAGAUAUGGCCAAGUCAUUGCAAAACUAUGUGCUGACCAGGAUAAGCAGGUCAUGCUGAUAAAUGAGGUUGAUUCUUACUGGAGGAAUAAUUCUCAAAUGACUGCUAUUGCAAUAGAUAGGAUGAUGGGAUAUCGACUUUUGUCUAAUCUGGCCAUUGUCAGAUGGGUCUUUUUACCUGCAAACAUUGAGCAAUUUCAUAUAUCAGAUCGUCCAUGGGAGAUACUAAGAAAUGCAGUUAGUAAGACAUAUAACCGUGUGUGUGAUCUAAGGAAGGAGAUUUCAUCUAUGAAAAAGAGUGUCGUAUCAGCCGAAGAAGCUGCAGCAACGGUGAAAGCAGAGUUAGAAGCUUCUGAAUCAAAGCUUUCACUCAUGGAUGGUGAACCUGUUAUGGGGGAAAAUCCUGGGAGGCUGAAGCGUUUGAAGUCACGUGCUGAAAAGGCUAAGGAGGAUGCCGUGUCUGUACGUGAAUCUUUAGAGGCUAAGGAGGCUCUUCUAGCCCGAUCCCUUGAUGAAUUUGAGGCAUUAUUCUUCUCCUUGUACAAAAACUUCCUCAAUGCGUUGACUGAACGGCUGCCAGAAGCAUCGAAAUGUGUUACAUUGCAGGGAUUAAAGGGGAUUCAUGCAGAUUCUAUGGCCGUUGACCAUGAGGAAUCAUCCGCAAUGGAUCUCGACAAUGAGAAUAGAAUACCCAAGAAAAGUGAACUGAAUGGUGGGAAGACGAGUAAUGUUUAUAAUGUAGGUGAAAAAGAGCAGUGGUGUCUAUCGACUUUAGGCUACCUCAAGGCCUUCUCGAGGCAAUAUGCUUCUGAGAUUUGGCCUCACAUGGAGAAGUUGGAUGAAGAGGUUCUAACCGAAGACGUGCAUCCUCUUAUUCGUAAAUCAGUUUAUUGUGGUCUUCGUCGAGCAACUGAUGGGUAAUGAAACUUCUAACUUAUCCCCGCACCCAUUCCCCCUUUUUUUUUUUUUCCAAGCAAGCAACAAUGCAUGUUAACGUCGAUGAGGGACCUUAUAGAUUUGAAGGAGAUGAGACUAGCUACAGCAUGUAUAACGAGUGUUAGGUGAUUUCUUUGGCUGGUUGCAUAUGUGUAACCAAAUCAACUAAUUAGAGGCUUAGUAUUGUGAAAAUUCUUA